Molecule: messenger RNA, 2604 nt
Organism: Gavia stellata (red-throated loon)
Lineage: Eukaryota; Metazoa; Chordata; Aves; Gaviiformes; Gaviidae
Gene: TMC5
Product: transmembrane channel like 5
Exons: 22
Coding region: 1-2604 (867 amino acids)
Cellular component (GO): plasma membrane
Molecular function (GO): mechanosensitive monoatomic ion channel activity
Source: RefSeq, a predicted model, not a curated record
AUGUCUUGUCAUUACAAUGAAGCCUUUGAAAAUCCAGGCUACUACUUCUCAGAGACACUGGAAAUUGAUAGAAGGAGGAAUUCCCAAAAAAAUUUGUUCUCUCACCAAAACCCUUAUGAUUCUUCACUGCAUGGUUCCUAUGGAGAACACAGUGGAAGAGGACAGAAUUACCCUUUGGCCAUACCAAUGGCCUCCAUGAGACAGAGCUCUGAAUACUGUGAAGGUUUACAGAGAGUUAAUGUCCUAAGCAGAAGUCCACGUGGAAACUCCAUGGAUAAUAUUUCCUUUGAGCCUGAGCUAGAGCUGGCAUACAGCCCACCUUCUACCUUCCAUCUGCUGGAUCGCCCCUAUACCCACCCAAUUUCCAAUGUAUCAGAAGAUAGCUUUAUUCAGAGAUGCAACAGAAGACCACCUGAGGAGAUCUUCAUGACUUCUUCCAGCCUGUUUGAAACAGAUCCAGUGUGCAAAGAAGAGGAAAAGUUAGUUGGAAAUCUUGCAAGUAUGUCCACCAGUGAAAGGAUUAAAGCAAUCCAGAAGAUGCCAGAGACCAUGAAAAAAAAAAGAGAGAUCAGGAAUAAAGUUCUUAACGAAAUAACAAAAAAAUCAAGGCACCGCAGUGCUCAGCUUUCCUGCUGCACACAGUGUCUGCAGGGAACAGUAGUGUCAUUUCGGCGAUUUGGAAAUAGCCUGUCAGAAUAUUUUCACCUACUGCAGUUAUGGCACAAGACUCUGAAGAUCAUUGGUGCUGAGUUUGGAACAAGUGUUCUUUCUUAUUUUACUUUCUUGAAGUGGCUGCUAACUUUCAAUAUCUUCUCAUUCCUCAUAAACUUCAGUUUCAUCACAAUCCCUCAGUUUGUUGCAGCAGAACCAAAUAACCUUUCAUUCACGGGUCUGGAGCUGUUCACUGGAGCUGGUUAUUUUCAACAAACAGUACUCUACUAUGGUUUUUACACCAACGCUACAAUCAGUAAAAUAGAGAAUGGUCCAUCUUACAACAUGCAGCUGGCCUAUAUUUUCACCGUUGGAAUAUAUUUUGUCAUCUGUUUUCUUAUCUUGUUGUUCAGCAUGGCAAAAUCCUUCUGCAGGAACUUCAUUAACGCUCAGACAUACUCUGGAAAUGCUAGCAAACUUUUCUGCACUUGGGACUUCAAUAUAACUAAGGAAAAAGCCGUGAAGCUGAAACAAAAGAAUCUCAGCACACAAAUAAAGGAAGACCUCACUGAAGUAAACAGAGAAGUUCUAAAUUUUUCUGUAACAGAGAGAGCACUUCGUAUUGUUAUUCAUCUUGCUUCUUGGGUUGCUUCCCUGGGAACAGCAAUAGCUGCUUGUGCUGGUGUUUACUUCCUUUCCAUUAAUAACCUAAAGCUCUUUGUGAAAGGUCAUAAAAAUGACCUGGAGAGCCAAGCUGCCAUGUUGGUGCUACCUAUUGCUGCGUCUCUCCUCAAUGCAUUCAUCCCGUUCUUCUACUCAUGGCUUGGACACCUGGAGAGAUUUCAGACUCCUGGACAUCAGAUAUAUGUCACUAUUACAAGAAAUAUCAUCCUGAAGAUAUCAAUUGUUGGAAUAUUGUGCUACUACUGGCUUAACAUUGUGGCUGCAUCAGAGUCACAGUGCUGGGAAACUCUGGUUGGCCAAGAUAUCUAUCGUCUUGUUCUGGUUGACUUCAUAUUUUGUUCGCUUGGCUCUUUCUUCGGAGAGUUUUUACGAAGAAUUAUUGGAACUACCGUCUGUGUGAGCCUGGGGCUGCCAGAAUUUGAUAUUGGACGAAAUGUUUUAGAUUUGAUCUAUGCACAGACUUUGACAUGGAUCGGUAUCCUCUUCUCACCUCUGCUGCCUGGUAUUCAGAUGAUAUCAUUGUCUAUAGUAUUUUAUGUGAAAAAGGUCAGUCUGAUGAUGAAUUGCCAACCCCCUCGCAAAGUCUGGAGAACUGCUCAGAUGACAACAUCCUUCAUGUUCCUGCUGUUUUUCCCUUCCUUCCUUGGAGUCCUGUCUGUCAUUGGAGUCACUGUCUGGAGGUUAAAACCUUCAGAAGAAUGUGGUCCUUUCAGAGGUUUGUCUUCUAUGUAUGCUGCAGUCUCUGAGUGGAUAAAAAUACUGGAAGAUUACACUGCCUCAAAAUGGGUAGUGUGGAUCUACCAUAACUUAAUUACAAGUGAACUUUUCUUCUUCGGCCUUUCCGUACUUGUCCUAGUUAUUACUUAUCUCUACUGGAAAAUAAUAGAAGGAAGAAAGACCAUGACCAAACUCUUACAUAAGCAAAUUAUUAAUGAAGGAAAAGAUAAAAUGUUUUUACUUGAAAAACUGCGGGUACUGCAAAGGGCGAAACAAAACCCAUCUGCGCCAAGAGGACAAGGCCAGCAGAGAAGCUCUUCUUCAUACCAGCCGUCCAGGCAACCUGCCCAGCAAGUGCCAGGCUAUGCAGGAAGGGCAUUUGACAGAAAUAAAAAUGCAUCCUACAACGAGUAUCCCUAUUCUGGUGGGGUCUUGAGGGGGACCGGUUUCCCACUAGGUUCAGAGACACCCCAGCCCAGCAGCAGGCCAGGCAUGUCUGAGGCAGUGGCGCUCGCUCUGCGUGCUAGAGAAGCAGCUCAGUGGGAAGACUAA